Molecule: messenger RNA, 2679 nt
Organism: Copidosoma floridanum
Lineage: Eukaryota; Metazoa; Arthropoda; Insecta; Hymenoptera; Encyrtidae
Gene: Dhap-at
Product: dihydroxyacetone phosphate acyltransferase
Biological process (GO): ether lipid biosynthetic process; fatty acid metabolic process; triglyceride biosynthetic process
Cellular component (GO): peroxisomal membrane; mitochondrial membrane
Molecular function (GO): glycerone-phosphate O-acyltransferase activity; glycerol-3-phosphate O-acyltransferase activity
Source: RefSeq, a predicted model, not a curated record
UUACACUUUCGUUUUCGUAAGUCAAUACUUAGGUAUAUGUGUUAGCGUUGGUAUACAUAGUUAUAUUGCGCGUGAGGAUAGACGGCAAAAGUUUGAUACAAAGUAAUGUGCCGACAUCGGCGGAAGAGAGAACGAGUAGGCGAGUACACUUCCAGUAUUCAGUGUUACCUCUAGUCCUCUACCUGGCGAGGGCAUGGCAUGGUAUAUUAUAUAUUUGCAUUUAAACGCUGAUUACACAAUUACUGCUGCAUGGAAGAGCGAGCUUACGUUACACGUGUCCUCAAUCCUCGACAGUUUUAAGAAAUAGUAUUAAAGAAGAAAAAAAAAACCCACCAAUGAUAUAAAUACAAGGUGAUGCUGCAAUCCUCAACUCAGUUCAGUAUUCUGUCUCUUGCCUUUAUGCACUCAGCAAAGGAUGAGGAAAGGACGGGCCACUACCGCCGUCUUUUUCUUUCGUUGACCUCGAUAGUAUUCGCCGCGUGUUGUGCAUUUUUUUUCCUGUAAUAAGUAUUUAUCACUCGGUCCGAUAAUACAUAUAAGUAUACGUGUAUGGACAAUGGAGGCUCGAGCCGAAGAAUUUGUGGAUUUCCUUGCCGAGAGGAGAAAGGAUAGUGACAUCAUGUGGGUCUCAAGAUUCACCAAACCUCUGCCUGCCCAUAAACUCGCGCCCGAAUUAGUUUAUAAUAGAAAACGGGCCAUCGAAGCUGUUCUGGCUGAUUAUAAAAUUAAGGCACUCAUCCAGUCCCAGGCAGCUGCCAGAAAUGUUCCUUCAUCCACUGUGGUCUCAGAGGCAAAGAGUAUGUUAGAAGAAAUGGCCAGUAAAUCACACUUGCCCACUGUCAGGUGGAUAGGCUUAGUUGUAACAAAAGUUCUCAAAAGAAUCUUAAUUAGUAUUCGAAUAAACGAUAGUAUACUUCAUAGUCUGAAAAACCAAAUGAGCUUUUCUUCUGUUCAGUAUGUUUAUUUGCCUACCCAUAGGAGUUACUUAGAUUUUAUACUACUUUCUUACAUUCUCUUCUCUUACGACAUGGCUCUACCAAAUAUUGCCAGUGGAAUGGAUUUUUACAAAAUGAAAUUCGUUGGGGAGCUGUUAAGACAUACUGGAGCUUUUUACUUAAAGAGAUCUUUUUCGUCUGAUCCCCUUUACAAAGAAGUAUUUCGUACUUAUGUCAAUUCACUAGUGUCAAACAGCGACAGAGCUAUCGAAUUUUUCAUUGAAGGUACUAGAAGUAGAAGUCAGAAAACUUUACCACCAAAAUUUGGACUUUUGUCGAUAAUUCUAGAAAAUUUGCUCAAGAGCACCGUGUACGAUUUACAAUUAAUUCCAAUAAGCAUUUCGUAUGACAAGCCUUUGGAAGAGCUGCUGUUUGUCUACGAACUGUUGGGAAUUCCAAAGCCACCAGAAUCGACGAGCGGAUUAUUCAGCUCGUUAUCCAAGCUACUUGAUUCUUCCACGCAUGGACACGUCUACGUAAAAAUCGCACCACCGAUAUCGGGACGGGAUUUUAUCAACAUGAAGAUGCGGAGGCAGAGUGCCUUAUCCCCAAAUUCAAGAGUACCUUCGCAUGUAACAAAACAAGUUGCAUAUGCUGUAAUCGAUCGCCAUAAACGGAACACCGUUCUUACGCCGUUUAAUCUCAUCUCGUUACUAUUUAACGAGAGGAUGUACUCGUAUCCAAAAGAACCUUAUCUUUUCGAUGAUCUACUGCAGGACUAUUCUUGGAUCAAAAAUUUUUUUGUAAAAAAAAUUAAGGCUAUCGUCAAUCCACCUGCUUUGAAUGUCGAAAAAAAUGAUAUGGAAGUAGAUGCAGACAGAAACGAAGUCUUGGAGUCCCUGGAAACGCAUAAAGAUUUGAUAGAAGUCGAUGCCCAAAAUAAUUUGAAAUUAAAAAAUAACCCAGCAAACUUUUCACAAGUACAAGGUUUUAAAGGCCAUGCAUUAAGCGAUAAAACGUUAAGAAUUGCCGUGCCAGUGAUCAAUCUAAUGAUCUAUGUUAAUCCAGUUUUUGCAUACCUAUCACUACCUGCAUUGGCAGCUUUGUGUAUUAAUCUAUCACCUAAAGAAACAGCAAUAAAACGAUAUAUGAGUUUGAGGUCACUGUUUACUUCAGAAUUUGCUUUACCCGCCAACAUGAGUGAGCCAGAGUUAAUUAAAGAAUGGGAAGAGAUAACUGGAUUUCUUACAGAUAGAAGCUCCGAGUAUUCACUUGUAAAUAACAAAGAGUUACAUUCACUUUUGUGUAACUUGCUCACACCUUUUAUUGUUAGCUUACACGUAGCUUGUAAGACAAUUUUAGAGUGGAAGGAUCCGCUUCAAUGCCAAGAAAAAAAUAUUAUAAAAGAAUGCCAAAGAUUUGUUGAAGAAUCGCUUUACCAAGAUGUAGUGCCUAUCAAGCACCCAUAUUCAUUAACCUUAGAUGUUUAUGUAUCCUUGCUGUCUAGUCUUGUUGCGUGUGAAUAUGUUACCCUUGAUGAGCAGGGAUUUUACAAACCAAAUAGAAUAAAUAUGGAGACGUUAGUCCUAGAACUGGAUAACAUUUUAAACUCGUGUUCGAGUGUGUCAUAUUUGGAUAACCAUUCAUUGUUCAUUCCAAAAGAUAUGCCAAAUUUGCUAGCUAAAUUAUAGUUGUCCUAAGUUUUGAGUUCUAAGUCAUGUUUUCUUACAACACGUAUGGUAUU